CUUCAAUAAAAAAAUUUAAUUAGAUUUUGACAAAAGAAAAAAAAACACAUAAAAAUAGAAACAAAGUUUAAGUCUUUUCUCCUUUGCCAGAAAGAAAACCACUUACACACAGCUUUCCACCUUCUUUCUCUCUCUCUGGUGAGAAACUUACGAAACCCUAAUUUCAUUCUUUAAUUCGGAGGAAACCCUAAAUCGAUCUCCAAAAUUGAAGCUUUUCCCUUAUGAACCCAUCACUAGAUCCAAUCCCCUUGUAGGUUUCCCCGAGAUUUUCCACAUUGAAUCUCGCCGAAACAGCGAUUGAAAACCACAAAAAAAGAGCUUCGCUUAUUCAAAAAUCGAUGGCGAAAGGUACAUCCACAGCCACGGGAGAGACUAUGGUUCGCACAGGCUGCAAGAGAGAAUUGCAAUUCAUGUUGAAAUCACAGUCCGAGAUCUGUGGAGGCGAGUCUCUAGGCCGCACCCGCGGAAGCCAAAGCAAAAGCAGCAGCGCCGAUUCAAAGAGACCACACGGCCGUUGUCUCCGUUCCGCGUUGAAGAAGAUGCGCCUCGAGGUUGCAAUGUCUGAUUCUGUAGAGGAGGAAGGAGAUGAUGAGGAGGAGGAGAAGAGCGACGUUGUUGAUGAUGUUGAUGAAGGAGGAGGGAAGGUGGGGGUGUUUAGUGAGGAGACUGAGUCGGAGAAGAUUGAGAGUAAUGAUGAUGUGGUGAUGAUGAAUGAAGAAGACCGCUCAAAGGGCGUAACAACGGAAGUUGAAGUGGCUGAGAAGGAGUGUUCGAGUGUUGUGGUGGUGAGGAGAGAGAUUGUUAUGGCGUGUCCUGCUGGUUUUAGCGAGUUUGCGAAGCUGACUUCGAGAUCUUGCCAUGCUAAUAAGUUGGAAAGUGGUUUGGGUUAUAAAAGACCUGGCAGGAGGUUGACACGCUCUAUGUUGAAGUCUGAGGCUAGUGAUAUGAAUUCGGAGAAGGAAGCUGGUUGUGUUGCUGAUGGUGGUGAAGAUCAUAUAAAUGAAGAAGCUAAAGAUAGCUGUGCUGCUGGAGGUAGCAAAUCUGCGGCUAGUGGUGGUGAAGAUCAUGUAAUUCAAGAAAGGGAAGCUAAAGAUAUUGAAGGUAGCAAAUCUGAGGCCAAUGGUGAUGAAGAUCAUGUAAAUCAAGAAAGGGAGGCUAAAGAUACUGAUGGUGGCAAAUCUGAACCUAAUGGUGACAAAGAUCAUAUAAAUCAAGAAAGGGAAGCUAAAGAUAGUUGUGUUGAUGCUUCUACUUUAGUGGUAUGUGGGAAAGAGGAGGAGCUUCAUGAGAAAACUAGUGUGGUGGAUCCAUGCCAUGUCGAUAAGAAGGCAAUGAGUGAUGUGGUAGAUAAGUCUUUGAGGAGGCUAACCAGGUCAUUAGUCAAAGAAACAAGUGAUUUAGACGAUCCUGAUUUGGAGAAUAUCGAACCAUCAGACUUGGGGAAAGUAGCUGUGCAUGCCAGUGAUGUCAGAAUGGAUGUUUUUCAAAGCUCUCCAGUUACAACUCCCAACAAGCGUGGACGGCCCAAGAAGUUUAUCCGGGAUUUCCCGAAAAAGCUGAAAGAUCUUCUCGAUUCUGGAAUACUUGAGGGACUAACUGUGUACUAUGUUCGAGGCGCAAAGAUGAGAGAAGCAGGGGCUAGGGGGCUUAAAGGAGUAAUAACAGGAUCUGGCAUUAUGUGCUUCUGUGGUGACUGCAAAGGAGUUCAGGUCGUAAGUGCCGCCGUGUUCGAGCAGCAUGCUUCUAGCGCUAACAAGCGCCCACCAGAGUAUAUCUUACUGGAGUCUGGAUGCACACUUCGUGACGUCAUGAAUGCGUUCAAGGAAACUCCCUUUGAAGCUCUAGAAGAAAGACUUCGUGUGUUAGUUGGACCAGAUUUCAAGAAAUCUAGCUUGUGUUUUAUCUGCCAAGGUCCAAUGGUUGAGCCUUGUGAAACAGAGUCAUUAUUUUUGUGCAAAUCGUGUUUGGAGAGAAAGGAGCCAGAACCCCAUUCCAGUCCGUCUAAAGAAAAUGCUCUUAAUGGAUUUUCUAGCCCAUGUGUGGUUAAGAAAUCUAUCCCCAGUAGGCCAAUGUCUACUCCUCGCCAAAGUACCAGGCGUGAACAACCAACCAAAAAGUCACCUGAGCUAGGUGUGGUUUCAGGAACUAAAUCGAGUGAGUCAAAAUCCAGCGCAAUCAAAAGCAACAGCCAUGGGAAAAUAACCAGAAAGGAUGUACGGCUGCAUAAACUUGUUUUUGAGGAUGAUAUACUGCCAGAUGGGACCGAAGUGGGAUAUUUUCUCGCUGGAAAGAAAAUGCUUGUCGGCUAUAAGAAGGGAUUUGGGAUACUCUGUUCUUGUUGUGACAAAGUGGUCAGUCCUUCAACUUUUGAGGCGCAUGCUGGCUGUGGAAGUCGUCGGAAGCCGUUUCAUCAAAUUUAUACAACCAAUGGCGUAUCUCUUCAUGAACUCUCAGUAGCACUAACAAUGGACCAGAAGUUUUCUGUACGUGAAAAUGAUGAUCUUUGCAGUAUCUGUAAGGAUGGGGGUGAACUCUUGUGUUGUGAUACCUGUCCAAGAUCAUAUCAUAUAGAAUGUGCUUAUUUACCAAGCCUUCCGAGUGAGAGGUGGUCCUGCAAAUAUUGUGUGAAUAUGAUUGAGAGAGAGAAGUUCGUGGAGAACAAUCCCAACGCCGUUGCAGCUGGUAGAGUUCGUGGAGUUGAUGCAAUAGCUCAGAUCACAACAAGAUGCAUUCGAAUUGUCAGCUCCCUUGUGAGUGAGCUCCCAAGCGUAUGCGUGUUAUGCAGAGGCCAUAGUUUUUGCAGGUUGGGCUUUAAUGCUCGCACUGUGAUAAUCUGUGAUCAGUGUGAAAAGGAGUUCCAUGUUGGCUGUUUGAAAGAACAUAACAUUGCUGAUCUCAAGGAGCUACCUGAAGAUAAAUGGUUCUGUUCCCAUGGGUGCGAAAAUAUCAACACUUCAUUAGGCAGUUUGAUAGUUCGAGGAGAGGAGAAGCUUAGUUACGGCUCGCUAAAGAAGAAGCAAAAUCCUAAUGAAGAAAGCUGUCCAGAUGACAAUACAACUCCAGACAUAAGAUGGAGGGUCCUUAGUGGAAAGUUGACCUCUUCGGAUGAUACAAAUACGAAAGCGUUGCUUGGGAAGGCACUCUCUAUUCUCCAUGAGCGGUUUGAUCCCAUCAGUGAAUCUGGGAGCAGGGGAGAUCUCAUUCCAGCCAUGUUGUAUGGAAGGAAAGCAAAAGGCCAAGAUUUUAGCGGCAUGUACUGCACCAUGUUGACUGUGGAUGGGGUGAUUGUUUCCGUGGGAAUCUUUAGGGUUUUUGGGUCUGAGCUUGCUGAACUCCCUCUGGUUGCUACCAGCCGAGAUUGUCAAGGCCAGGGUUACUUCCAAUGUCUGUUUGAUUGCAUUGAGAGGCUACUUGGGUCCCUGAACGUGAAAUAUCUCGUGCUACCAGCAGCAGAUGAAGCCAAAUCGAUAUGGACUGACAAAUUCGGGUUCACCAAAAUGACCGAAGAGGAGAUGAAAGAAUACAGAAAAGACUUCUCGGUGAUGGUCUUUCAUGGAACAUCUAUGCUGAGAAAGACGGUACCUGCCUUGAGUAAACCUGAGAAUGACAGUAUGGAGCAGUGAAUCAAUCUCUCAAGGGUGUCUCUGUUUUCUCUUUUUUCUUUUUGGGUUUCGAAAGCCGUUGGAUCGAUUACAAAAUGCUUCUUUUUUCUAUAUAUUCUAGUAAUUUGAUAUAAUGCACAGCAGUUUGGUUAGUAGGAGGCCUCAUUCGUGUACAGGUUUUCCUCCUGAUGUGUUAUCUUUCUCAACAAUUGAAAGAGAUAACACAGAAGGUUUUUUUUUAUAGAGGAUUUGGUUUUUGGUAGAAAGAGUAGAGGAGAAAACGAGUCUAAGCUAUUUAUAUAACCGAGUCUUUGGGUAUUCUUUUGGGAUUUCUUAUGAAUCUAAUUUUUUUUGUAUAUAAUGCCAGGAAUAAUAAUAAUAUGUUGAAAACAAAUGUUCUUAGUCACA
This is a messenger RNA of Raphanus sativus (radish), 4010 nucleotides long. RefSeq lists its product as uncharacterized. The record is from RefSeq and is a predicted model, not a curated record. The coding region runs from base 339 to 3623 and encodes 1094 amino acids. NCBI's taxonomy places the organism in Eukaryota, Viridiplantae, Streptophyta, Magnoliopsida, Brassicales, Brassicaceae. The transcript has 19 exons.